Microcebus murinus (gray mouse lemur) is the source of this 4993-nucleotide messenger RNA. The record is from RefSeq and is a predicted model, not a curated record. NCBI's taxonomy places the organism in Eukaryota, Metazoa, Chordata, Mammalia, Primates, Cheirogaleidae.
GAGCACAGGUGUGCAGCCCUACGGGAGGGCGAGGCGGGCAAGACAGUGUCGCCGGAGGUCUCUCCUGGGGGGAGUACCUCCAGGGACAGUCUUCCCACUGUGGCCCCAGUGGGCACCUGCUCAGGUGAGCCCACAGGCGGGAGCUGGGGUGCUGCUCAGACACUCCACCCGGACCAUAAAGCUCUCCUGUUUUACCGCUGCGUGUGUGUGUUCAUCUGCCUGCGCCUGCUCCAGAGCCGCCUGCGGGCCCAAGCCCCCUUCGCCCAGGUUGCAGGGGGUUGGCAGAAAAGCCCUGAGCACCCUCCCUUCAGGCCAAAGCCCUUUUACCCAAGGGGCAGUUGCCUCUGGGACAGGAAGUGGCCCAGUAGCGCUGGCCCCUGAUGGUGUGAGGAGGAUCCUACCUCAGGUUCCCCAGCUCAGCCAACAGCCAGCCCGUGGUGUCGGGGGUGGAGCAGUGUGGCCACACCCGGGGGGCCCAGCCCUUCAAGACACCUGUCUGCACGCUACAGGGCCUCCUGGACAGCCACCUGCAUCUCUUGGGCCCCUGCCCCCUCCAGCCCCCAGUUCCACCAGCCCCACAGCCACUGCUGCCAGGAGAAGGGGGCGUGGGGUGCUGCUGGGCCCCCUCCCUCCUAGGUCUGCCCCUGGGUUCCUGUGUUGGGGGAGCUGUGCCCCUGGGCGGGUGCUGGGGGCUAAACCCUUCAGUCUACAGUCUGCAGCCAGUGCACCCAGGGCUGCCUUUUGGGGUCAACAUUAAGUGAACUUGCCCAGGACCCCACAGGGAGCAGCAGUGCCAGGGUCUCCGUGGACCCUGCAUUGAACGGGAUGCAGCAUGGGGCAGGUCUCCCCUUCAGGGCAAGGGCAUCUGUGACAAUCGCCCCUCUGCCAAGCUGGGCUGUGCCAAGGCCCAGCACCUUGGGGAGGGGGCUGGCAGGGUUGGGGCGAGGAUGUCUCUGGGCAGGUUAUGAGUGGGCCACAUGACAGCCCAUGCUGGCUUCACCCAGGAGGGGCUGGGUUCCUGGGGACACAGGAGUCUGCAGGCCCCACUCGGGCCAUCUGGCCCCAAGUACCUGACACGAUUUUGGCAUCUCUGGUGCUGAAGUGGAUAGGGCCUGGGGAGAGGCCAGUGGGCAGGGAGUAGCCCAUCUGCUCCUGCCUGAGCCCAGCGGGCCCAGGCCAGGGCUUGGCUCCUUCAGUGCCCUGCCAGGCUGCCAGCUGCCCAGGCAGGUAGCCUGGGGGCUGGGCUGGGGGACUGGCAGGCUGCUCCUGGGGCUCGAGUCCCUUGCUUGCACCCUGAGAUCUGUGCUGGGGAUGCCGCAGGGACCCCGCACUGCACAGCACCAAGUCGGAGCCAGUGAGGAUCACGAUAUCCCGGCCCCACUACAGCCCCCAUCGGGCGCGGCCCCUUUAAGUGUGGCUCCCCUAGCUGCCACUGGGGGCAGCACUGAGCAGCCAGGCCGGCGCAGCUGCCUCGAAGCUUCUGCCGGUGCCGGGGACGCAGCGGCGCCGCGCCGGGGACACAAGACCAGGCGUGGGGGUGGCACAGCCCACCGGGGCACAGUCGGCAGAGCAGCACCCAGGUGCUCCCGACGCCGGCAUGGAGCGAGCGCCCCAAACCGUGGCCAAGGCUGGCAGCCGGGGCUGUUCCGCCCGCUGCGCCCCAGGGCAAAAGCCCCGCAAGGCCGAGUGAGCUGGAGCCGCCAGCCUGGGGACCUCUUUUAAGAUGACCCGUACGGACCCGCCGGACCUGCUGGUGUCGACCGUGUACCAGGACAUCAAGGUGGCGGCCCCGGGGCCCGCGUCCAGGCGCCCGCCAUGUGAGCGGCCGGUGGCCCGGCCCGCCGCGCCCGCGCCCGCGCCCGCGCCUUUCAACAAGCGGCACUGCCGAAGCUUCGACUUCCUGGAGGCGCUGGACGGGCCGGCCAUGGAGGCGCGCCCCUCCCCCCCACCCACCGCCGCGGAGCCCGCCGCGCCGCGUGCCCGCCCGCGACGGCGACCCCGCCGCGCCCGCUCCAAGAGCGCGCCCCGCGGGGCCCGAGCCUGGCGCCCGCGCCGCCUCGCCGCCGGUGCUGCCGCGCGAGGCCGAGAGGCCCAGCGCGAGAAGCGGGCCGAGGAUCGCCACGCCGAGCGCGUACCCGCGCUGCGCGCGCUCGCCAACGAGCUGCACCCCAUCAAGCUGCAGCCGCAGGCGGGCGGCACCGGCCGCAUCGCGCCCCUGUGCGCCGCCACCGGCCGCUGUGCGCCGCCUGAACACCCCCGGGGCCCCCCCCACGUCCGCUGCCGCCUGGACAUAUCAGCGCGGAACGACGCGGUGCUGCAGCACGCCGCCGGGGCUCGCGGCCCUGCGCCCACCGAGGCGGCGCCCUGGGCCCCGACUGUCCCACAGCUCCACGGCCUCACGGUGCCCGGCCGCGGCCACGUGGCGCUGUCCCGCACCCCACACCCGAGCGAUCACUGUGCGGACCCCCGAGCGCUGUACUGCGACGGGCCUCUGCCCGGGCCGCGGGACUAUGCGGAGCGGCCGCACUCUGCACUUCAGCGCCCCGCCGGGCCCACCCAAUUCUUCUACACCGAGGAUGCGAGGGCUACUCAGGGCGGCUUUACAGCCAGCCCGGGCCCCCCCGACGGCUACUGUCCCCACCUACCGUCCGAGGAGCCCCUGGGACCCAGCCCAAGACGUGGGGGCGGCUAUUAUGCAGAAGAAGUUCGCACCUUUCCGAUCCAGGAACCGCCCUCCCGCUCCUACUACGGGGGCACCCGAGCCUAUGGCCUGCCUUUCGGCCCCACUUUGCCCACAUUGGCCCCCAGGAGCCCCCGGCCCACCCCUGCCACCCGCCUUUAUACAGAGGACUUUGGGCGGUACCGCGAGCGCGACGCCCUGGCUCGGACUUACCCGUACCACGCGAGCAGCCAGUCCUGGGCUGACUGGGGCCCGCGGCCUUACCGCACCCUGCAAGUGGCGCCCCCACGACCCCGGCCAUUGCUCGCCUCAUGGCACGGCGGCACCGGUACCAGCCCUCCCCGACUGGCCAGCGACAGCCGCCACUACUCGCGUUCUUGGGACAACAUUCUGGCCCCCGGGCCGCCGGAAGACCCCCUGGGGCUGGGCCGCAGCUAUGAGAACCUGCUGGGGCGCGAGGUGCGGGAGCCCAGGGGCGCGUCCCCCGAAGGCCGCGCCCGCCCCAUCGUCGUGAACCUGUCCACCUCGCCCAGGCGCUACGCCGCUCUGUCCCUGUCCGAGACGUCGCUGUCAGAAAAAGGCCGCGGGGGCGAGGCCUGAGCCGCAACGUACGUCACGCCCGAAAUCACCAUCCACGAAGACUGCGCGCCCGCUGAGCGCCCCACCGCCAGGGGCUGGGAGCUGCCCGGAGGCCCGCGGCCGCAUCCGCCCGCCGCCCCCGCCGGCCCACCUCUGGCCCGCCAGCGCAGCCUGGAGCAGCUGGACGAACUCAUCACAGACCUGGUCAUCGAAUCUCGGCCCGCGGCCGGCCAGGCCCGGAGCCCCGUGACCGACGGCCUGGGCCCCCAGCUUCGCGCCUGCUGGACUCGCGGCCCGCGGGGCCCAGGCUCCCUCGCUGGCGCCGCACGCUCGCCCCCAGCCUCAGCCGGCAGCGCUGAGGGCCUGCGGGCGCGGGGAGACUGGCCGAGGUCGUCUCCGAGCUCAGCGCAGAACGAGGACGACCUGAUGACGUGCUCCAACGCGCGCUGCCGGCGCACCGAGACCAUGUUCAACGCCUGCCUCUACUUCAAGUCGUGCCACAGCUGCUUACACCUACUACUGCUCUCCGCCUGUGCCGCCGCGAGGAUGGACUGGGACGCGCACAAGGCGCGCUGCGUGUACGGCCUGGGUAGCGUGUGCCGGCCACGUGCUGCGUUCUGCCGCGACAGCGGCCCGAUGCACCGCGCCUUCUCGCGCAUAGCGCGCGUCGGCUUCUUGUCGCCCGCGGUGCUCUUCCUGGGCUUCCGAGCCCGGGCUCCGCCGGACAACUUCCUGCGCUUCUGGCCUCGAGGGGCUGCUGCUGUGGCCACCUACCUGUCACUGCGGGAGCUGGCACACGCGGCGCCCCUGGGCAGCUACGCGCGCGAGCUGGCGGCCGCUGGGCGCCUCUAUGAGCCGGCCGAAUGGUUCCUGCUCGAGUUGUCGGUGGCCGUGGGUCCGGCGCCGGCGCCCCCAGGGACCCCCGCGCGGCUCGCCCGCCACGCAGCUCCGGGCCCCGUGCGCAAGUUCGCCAAGGUGGCACUGGCGGCCGGCCAGCGGCGCGUCCGCCCCCGGCGCAGCGGCCGCGAGAGCCCGGACAUGGAGACGCUGAUCCUGACUCCGCCGCGCACGGCCGGCCUGGACCAGAGGCGGGCGGGCCGGCGCGCUCCGAGAGGUGGCUUUCAUUCCACAUCCGCCGAGCUGCGCUGCGCGGCGUCUAUCCUGCGCCACGAGUUCGCGCGUUACGAGCAGCUCUGCGGAGUUCGUCGAGGCAACCGGCGCUUCCCACGCCGCCACCACAGUCGUACCCCAACUGACCGGCGCACCGGCACGCCCGCGUCAUGUGCACAGAUCAUGGCUGCUGCCGAGCCGCGCAGCGCUCGGACUAGGUGGCAGCGCCAACUGCGGACGCAUCAUCUCAAACCCGCCGCGCCCGGCUUAGCCGCCUGCUCCCGCUGUCGCGGCGGCGGCAGACGUGCACUGGGAGAGCGCCACGGUAUGCCUGGCGGCGGAGUCGCUUACUGCACAGACACCAACCUGCACAGAUCGGCUACGCGGAAGCUCUCGCUGGAGCCUCCACAUCACCCCAGCUACCGGUGCCGCCUGGACCUUCCAGGGCCGUGCGUCCGCCACCCGCCACGCGUCCCGCUUGUCCCACCCGCCUACGCGGCACCUCCGGUGUCUGCCCCGCACGCCCCCGCCUCCGGGGCCUCCGCAAUUCGCCCCACGUACGGCCGGCUGAAAGCCCCUGGACAGGAUAUUGUCCCAUGGGCGGAGCGCUUCCGAACCAAGUAA